CUUCUUCUUCUUUUCUGCAAAGAUUAGUGAUAAUUUUCAAGAGAGAAGUUACUGCCUUCUCUUGAGGGCUCUUGGUUAGAGCUAAAGAAAGAGACGUUAGACUUGUUAUAACAGAAAACAGUGCCUGGCUUUUUUUAACUCCUGCUGUUGUAAUGCAUAUUCCUGUAGACCCCAGCACCAACCGGCGCUUUACUCCUCCAUCCACCUCUUUCUCCUGCGGGAAAAUGGGAGACAGCAAUGGAACCAUAAGCUCCUCAGGUGCCGGGAGGACAAGAACAGAGAUACGUACGGUGGUGGAUGUCCUGGCGGAUCAUGCAGGAGAACUGGUCAGGACUGACAGCCCCAACUUCCUCUGCUCCGUUUUGCCUUCACACUGGAGAUGCAAUAAGACCUUACCGGUAGCCUUUAAGGUUGUAGCGCUGGGUGACAUCGCUGAUGGAACAGUAGUGACCGUCAUGGCUGGAAAUGAUGAGAACUAUUCAGCUGAGCUAAGGAAUGCCUCUGCUGUCAUGAAAAACCAAGUAGCCAGAUUCAAUGACCUCCGUUUUGUAGGAAGAAGCGGAAGAGGCAAAAGUUUCACUUUGACAAUCACCGUUUUUACAAGUCCGACGCAAGUUGCCACAUAUCACAGAGCCAUCAAAGUAACUGUGGAUGGUCCACGAGAACCAAGAAGGCAUCGGCAGAAACUUGAAGAACAAGGAAAGCAUUUCCAAGAACGCUAUAGCGAGCUUGAGCUUAUUCGGCGACAAAGUAUAAGGGUUCAGCCCAACCCAAAUCCAAGACCCUCACUGACAAACCCAAAUCCAUUCAGCAGCCAAGCUCAAAGUCAAAUACAAGGAACAACAGAUCUAAGCCAUUUCUCAGAUCCAAGAUCAUUUGAUCGCUCCUUUUCUACUUUGCCAUCUCUCUCAGAGACAAGAUUCUCAGAUGCUCGAGUGCACUAUCCCGGAGCCAUGUCUUCUGCAUUUUCCUACACGGCUUCUCCCUCAACAACUGGAAUAGGAGGCAUCAGUGUGACAGGUAUGCCUACCACCACACGUUUCCAUCCCACUUACCUUCCUCCACCAUAUCCUAGUUCAUCUCAAAACCAAAGUGGACCAUUCCAAGCCAAUGCUUCUCCUUACCAUUUAUACUAUGGCACAUCUUCUGGAUCAUACCAUUUCUCCAUGGUUGCAGGAGAACGCUCUCCUUCACGAAUGCUUUCUUCUUGCACUAGUGUGGCAGCUGGGAACAACUUGAUGAAUCACAACCUGACCAACCAUAGUGAUGGAGUGGACGCAGAUGGAAGCCAUAGUAAUUCUCCCACAACUUUGGCUAGCAGUGGGAGGAUGGAUGAGCCUGUCUGGAGACCAUACUAAGUGUAGCUAGAAAAUAUCAAGACACCUGAAGCUACUGGAAUGUACAAAGCAGAUACAAUUAUAUUCACUUGAUGGUACAUACUGUAUUAUAAGAGAGAUAUAAAUGUAUUAAGAACUAUCACUGUAUGUGCAGGUAUUCUUUUAGAAGUAUAGUGUAGCAGUCUCAGUACUAUGUAAGCAUUAUCAUCUCAAAAUGAAGACCACAUUGCUCAUCAAAAUGAGAGAUAUG
Nanorana parkeri is the source of this 1587-nucleotide messenger RNA. It is a transcript of the gene RUNX3, whose product is annotated as runt related transcription factor 3. Gene Ontology annotation, molecular function: DNA-binding transcription factor activity, RNA polymerase II-specific; RNA polymerase II cis-regulatory region sequence-specific DNA binding; ATP binding. Gene Ontology annotation, biological process: neuron differentiation; hemopoiesis; regulation of cell differentiation. The transcript has 6 exons. The record is from RefSeq and is a predicted model, not a curated record. Gene Ontology annotation, cellular component: nucleus. Lineage: Eukaryota; Metazoa; Chordata; Amphibia; Anura; Dicroglossidae. Bases 153 to 1358 code for a protein of 401 amino acids.